AUGUAUAAAUAAUAAUCAAUUUUUCCAUUAUUAUUUGUUAUUGAUUUUCUCUCUACCUUUUAGGUGAAACUAUAGAAAAAGGUCCAAAUUACAAUCAAUUAAACUGUAAAAGACAAAAAUUUUGGUAAAAAUAUUGCUCCUUCAGUUAGAUCUAGGGGUAUUAGUUAUUAUUAUAAUAGGUUUGAAACAAAUGGCUAGCAGUUUUUAAGAUAGAAGUCUGUGGAUUAUAGUAAGACUAAUUAUUCAAUAUAGCCUAUUAUAAUAAAAGAUAAUGCUUUUAUUAAAUUUAGACUAAUUCCAUAAAUUCUGUAGAAAUUCUCCUUAUAGUUUGAGUUAAAACAAAAACUAAAAAAAUUUCUUAUCUCUAAUGUAGAAUAAUUCUAGAAUGAAAACAUUUUACAAGGUCAAAUGA
This is a messenger RNA of Paramecium pentaurelia, 412 nucleotides long. The record is from the annotation of a GenBank genome assembly. NCBI's taxonomy places the organism in Eukaryota, Ciliophora, Oligohymenophorea, Peniculida, Parameciidae.